CCGGAAAUGAAACGGAGCCACGCACGAAGAAAAGGCUGAAGCGCGAGCUCAUAGCACCGGCUGCAGGAGGGCAGCAUGAGGGGGACCGGCCGAAGCAAGGUGGUGACAUCAGGGAGGCUGACAGAAGGAGUCAAAGGAAAGCCGUGCAGGAGACGAGUGACUCCGGAUCCAGGACCAGGCUGCCCUGAACCAGCCUACUCUCUGUACUCCACAUGCACGGACCCUGAAGAGCAGGUCUCUUCACGCCAUAAGGGUCUGGACCGGUGUGCUGCCUUGCUCACUGGCAUCUUUCAGGCUGACAAGGCAGGCCUCCCCAGAGCAGUGAAGGGGGGAGCAGCUAAGUCCAGCCCAUGUAGCUCCCUCAGGAAGAAAGCCACCAGGACCACAAAGACGGACCAGAGGGGGCGUCAGCCAGUCCAACCUGUACCAGGCACCACAACCCUCCCUCCACCUGAGAAACCCACCUCCAUCCACCCACCUGAGAAACCCACCUCCAUCCACCCACCUGAGAAACCCACCUCCAUCCCUCCACCUGAGAAACCCACCUCCAUCCACACCUCCAUCCACCCACCUGAGAAACCCACCUCCAUCCACCCACCUAAGAAACCCACCUCCAUCCACCCACCUGAGAAACCCACCUCCAUCCACCCACCUAAGAAACCCACCUCCAUCUAUCCACCUGAGAAACCCACCUCCAUCCACCCACCUAAGAAACCCACCUCCAUCUAUCCACCUGAGAAACCCACCUCCAUCUAUCCACCUGAGAAACCCACCUCCAUCUAUCCACCUGAGAAACCCACCUCCAUCUAUCCACCUGAGAAACCCACCUCCAUCUAUCCACCUGAGAAGCCCACCUCCAUCUAUCCACCUGAGAAACCCACCUCCAUCUAUCCACCUGAGAAACCCACCUCCAUCUAUCCACCUGAGAAACCCACCUCCAUCCACCCACCUAAGAAACCCACCUCCAUCUAUCCACCUGAGAAACCCACCUCCAUCUAUCCACCUGAGAAACCCACCUCCAUCUAUCCACCUGAGAAACCCACCUCCAUCUAUCCACCUGAGAAACCCACCUCCAUCCACCCACCUGAGAAACCCACCUCCAUCCAUCCACCUCGGACCUCCACCUUUCCUGGCCGUGCCCAGACCUCCAUCUCAUACCCAUACUGUAAGGCACAGUGCGAUAAAGAGUUUGUUCCUGUGAGAGACAUCAAUGUCCAACGCUCAGCUGUCAGACAGGUGUGCUCCUUGAAGAUGUCCAACAUGCAGCCUGGACAGGUGGAUGAGGUCCCUCAGGACCUUCACAGCAGGGCAGAGACGGACGUGAAAGGGAAGACCGUUCAGUCUCUGCUUGGAGAACUCAAGGCUCUGAUUGCUGGACAAGGCAGUGUAGCAGAGAGGCUGCUCAGUCAUCUGGAGCAGAUGGUGUCUUCAACACUGAUGUGUCGUGGUAGUUCAAACAUCUGGACUGAACCAGAACUAUCACUUCACAGCCAGAACACCCAGCUCUGCAGGCGUGUGAGGAUUCUUAACCAGCAGUUGAAGCAGAAGGGGAGAGCAGACACACAUCAGAACCCGGAGAUGCUAGUGUUUACUCUGCAGGAGGAGCUCGGUGCUGCUCAGUCCCGGCUGCAGGACCUCCAGGAGGACCACGCAGAACUACGGAAAGCCCUGGAGGACCGAGAGGCAAAGAACGCUCUCAUCCAAACAGACUUGGAGGCCACGAGAAGCAGGUUGCUGGACAGCGAGCGAGAGAAAAGUGAGUUGGCUUCACUCGCCCAGCAAAGACUGGAAGACCUAGGAAACCUGAACAGGGUUCUUCAGGGUCACGAUUCAUCCAAUCGUCCUCCAGUUGUUGACGGCUCAGACACUCAACAACAUCUGAACCAGCACAGACCAGGUCUAGCAGAGCCCCCCACUGACCGCAUCACCCAGUUUCUGAUGUCUCUGGGUCCGCUGCAGCCACCUUCCACGGAGCUGGUGUGUGUGGCUGCAGAGCGAGGCCCAGCCUCACAGCCUGGUGUCAGACCUGUAGACUCAACCCGCCCCCAGCCUGCUCACCUGGACCCGUCGCACGGUUUACAGGAAGUGCGGUCGCGUGCGACGGAGCGCCGGCGUCUGUCCCGCUGCGACGUGGACUCGGUGUGGUCCGACUGCAGCACGAGGUCGGGGUCCAGCUUCGACACCAGAGACGAGGUGGCGUUCAGAGACGGCCUGGCGGCUCUGGACGCCAGCAUCGCCAGUCUGCAGAAGACCAUUCAGCUGGAUCUGGGGAGGUGAUGAUGAUGUGGACUACAUGUGUAUGUGGUCUUGAUGGAGACCUGGUGGUCCGUCUGGUCUUCAGGGUGGGGGGCUAAUAAUCUUCCGCUGUUUUUUGUUGUUUUGUCUUUCCAACCAGAUUGACAUCAAUAAUUGUAAAUGGAAUAUUUACAUGUUUUGUAUAAUGUAAAUAAAU
This is a messenger RNA of Cyclopterus lumpus (lumpfish), 2452 nucleotides long. RefSeq names its product coiled-coil domain containing 14 (gene ccdc14). NCBI's taxonomy places the organism in Eukaryota, Metazoa, Chordata, Actinopteri, Perciformes, Cyclopteridae. The record is from RefSeq and is a predicted model, not a curated record. The transcript is spliced from 12 exons. Gene Ontology annotation, biological process: protein localization to centrosome. The coding region runs from base 76 to 2277 and encodes 733 amino acids. Gene Ontology annotation, cellular component: centriolar satellite.